Molecule: messenger RNA, 2214 nt
Organism: Anguilla rostrata (American eel)
Lineage: Eukaryota; Metazoa; Chordata; Actinopteri; Anguilliformes; Anguillidae
Product: zinc-binding protein A33-like
Exons: 7
Coding region: 715-2211 (498 amino acids)
Biological process (GO): protein ubiquitination
Cellular component (GO): cytoplasm
Molecular function (GO): zinc ion binding; protein binding; ubiquitin protein ligase activity
Source: RefSeq, a predicted model, not a curated record
CUGCACUCCUUACUCUCUCACCCCUCACCCCCUCGCUCUCUCAAUCCCUCACCCCUUCUCUCUCACCCUCUCACCUCCAUUAGUCUCAUCAGUGCUGUAGAUGAGCUAUUCUAAAGCACAGCUCUCUCCUUUAGCUUCAUCAGUGCUGUAGAUGAGCGAUUCUAAAGCACAGCUCUCUCCAUUACCUCAAUAAAUGAGGAUAUUAUAAAGAGGAAUGGAUUUUAGAUUUCAGGCUCUGUGUUUGAAUCCUGUUUGUAAGGGAGGGUGUGUGCUUGUGAUUAGCUGGGGAAUUAGAUUCCAUUUGGAUUAACACACACGAGAGAGGACUGACACAGAACCUGAAGAACAGGGCUGGUGUAGAACUGCUGGCAGAUCAGCCAAUCAAACCUCAGUGGUACAAUGCUGCUCCCUGUGCUGUCUCUGAUAAUCAGGUGUGUCUAACAGGAAGAGGGAAGUACAGUUUCUCACACACAGGCGCUUCAGUUACACUGGGGAUUUUAUGAUAUGAAUUCACUGAAUAUUUAUCAAAAAUUGUGGAAUUUCUAAAGAUAUUGAUAAGGAAUUAAAACAGGCAGGGAAGAACAGAGAUUUGCGAUUAAUUUGAAGUCUGUCUUUUUUAAUCUGCAGUUUUUGUAUAACAGCAAUAAGUAAAAGUGAAACUAAACUACAGAAUAAGCAGAAGUCAUUACUGAGCUCAGAACAGACUGAGACAGAAUGGCGUCUGGAUCUUCUCUCCUGGAAGAGGAGCUCUCCUGUCCUGUGUGCUCUGAAAUCUUCAGGGAUCCUGUUGUCCUGAGUUGCAGUCACAGCUUCUGUAAGGCCUGUCUGCAGCAGUACUGGGAACAGAAGGGAUCUCAGGAGUGCCCAGUGUGCAGGAGAAGAUCUUCAAGGGAACUACCUCCCGGUAACCUGUCUCUGAGGAAUACCUGUGAGGCGUUCUUAAAGGAGAGAAGUCAGAGAGCUAAAGCAGGAUCUGAAGUGCUCUGCAGUCUGCACAGUGAGAAACUCAAGCUCUUCUGUUUAGUGGAUCAAAUACCCGUCUGUGUGAUCUGCCAAACUUCAAGAAAACAUGCAAACCACGAACUGCUACCAGUUCAGGAGGCAGCAGAAGAGUAUAAGGAGAAACUCAGGACUGCACUGGCUCCACUGCAGGAGAAGCUAAAAGCCUUUAAUGCAGUGAAACUAAUCUGUGAUCAAACAGCAGAGCACAUCAAGAGCCAGGCCCAGCACACAGAGAGACAGAUAAAGAUGGAGUUUGAGAAACUUCAGCAGUUCCUAAAAGAUGAAGAGGCAUCCAAGAUUGCUGCACUGAGGGAAGAAGAGGAGCAGAAGAGUCAGAUGAUGAAGGAGAAGAUUGAGAAGAUGACAGAAGAGAUAUCAGCCCUUUCAGAACAAAUCAGAGCCAUAGAACAGGAGCUGGGAGCUGAAGACGUCUCAUUCCUGCAGAGCUACAAGGACACACAAAACAGUGGGAAUGAAGAUCUGAUGUUGCUGCUGAUAAUCUUCUAUGGUAAUGAAGCCACGCCCACAGCACAAGUGACUCCUGAAUAUUAUUGCAGAGCCCAGUGCACACUGGCGGAUCCAGAGAAGGUCUCAGGAGCGCUGAUUGAUGUGGCCAAGCACCUGGGCAAUCUGAAGUACAGAGUGUGGGAGAAGAUGCUGGGGACUGUUCAAUACACUCCUGUGACUCUGGACCCAAACACAGCACAUCCCAACCUCUCACUGUCUGAGGAUCUGACCAGUGUGAGAUGCACUGUUGAGUGCCAGCAGGUUCCUGAUAAUCCAGAGAGAUUUGAGUGGCGGUGUGUGCUGGGCUCUGAGGGAUUCAGCUCAGGGAGACACUGCUGGGAUGUAGAAGUGGGGGAUGGAGUUUACUGGUUGGUGGGUGUGGCUAAAGAGUCCAUCAGCAGGAAUGGGGCUGCGGAUAGGAGCCCAGCAGCAGGAGUGUGGGGUAUAUGGCGGGGCUCUCGGCGUUAUGAAGCCCUGACCUCCCCACCUACAGUCCUCACUGUGCGGAGGGAACCCCAGAGGGUCAGAGUGCAGCUGGACUGGAACAGGGGGGAGGUGUCAUUCUCUGACCCCAGUGACAACACUCCUCUCUACACUUUUAAACACUCCUUCACUGAGAGAGUGUUUCCAUUCUUCUAUUCUUCUUUCACAUGGACCUGUGCACUGAAGGUGUCCAAUGUAUCCCCCAGGAUUUCACUGUAGGCA